Molecule: messenger RNA, 1764 nt
Organism: Aphanomyces invadans
Lineage: Eukaryota; Oomycota; Saprolegniomycetes; Saprolegniales; Verrucalvaceae
Exons: 4
Coding region: 13-1542 (509 amino acids)
Source: RefSeq, a predicted model, not a curated record
CUCGCACCACCCAUGGCGGAACAGCUCGCGGUGAAGAUGAUGGAGGGCAUUGCUCUGGUCGAGUCGGCAUCCUCCGUCAGAGCCAUGAAGAGGGAAUCGAAUGUGAAACGAAACACGGUUCCAAGUUGUCCUUUCCGCCUCGUGUUGUGUCAACCCUUUGAAGAGCUCUUGUCGCAAAACACAAAGCAACACCUAAGUGCUGGGAAUGCAUACUCGAUCAAGCUGGAUACGCUUCCGUUCACCAUUCUCGAGACGGAAGUGUUUCGCAGAGCCUUUCCCAACAAAACACUCCUCCGACUUGUCUUGAACCACCUUGUCGGCAUGCGAAUCCUCCUCACAAGCAAUACGACUCGCGUCGUCGUUCAGAAUCUAUCCAAUGUGCCCAUUCGAGUUCAUCAAACUGAUAAGGCACCGAAACUGCUGUCGUCUGCAGGUGCUGUUGCAGACAUGACUCAUGGGACCCUCCUUACUCUAUUUGAAUUCCCUCCAGAGCACGAAUUCUCCCAUUUUCCUCCACUUCAGUACCGCGUCGUGCAUGCCAAUGUUCCACUUGGCCUCCGCGAUGCCACAUACAUUCACGCCGUGCAUUGUCAAGAUCGACGCUGGACGGCAACUGUCGACGCAGCCAAGACCUCUGCACCCCCACGAUACUCCUUACGCAUGCAUCGUGGCAUGUCCGAGUUCACACCGGAUGAAAAAGCAGCGAUGCAUGUCAAUGGUUUGCUGUCGAUUCCGUGCGACCAGCCAGUCGUCGUUGGUCGAGACGCGUGGUCUAAUGCAUUUGGUGCCCGAUUCCGUUCAUUUCCAAUUCGAUUCAUUCCUCGCUGUCAGUUGUAUCUUCGGCCUCAUUUACAGCCUGAUGGCCCCAAUGAAGGCGUCGAGCUGGUCAACUGCGGCGACAUCUCGGUGAACGUAUGCGACCGGUGGGUUAACGCCGGUGAGACGUGCAAGCUGCAGCAUGGCGACAAGAUCUCGUGGAUAAUAUCCAAGGACUGCUACUCGUUUCCUCUUGCCUAUGUCCUUAUGGACACGCACGAGGCGCUGACCCUGACACCUCACAACUACACGUUCCUCCCCACCACGAUCCAGUCCAUGUUUGCCCCGCUCUUGGACCAAUUCAAGAUGCACCUUACUCACAUGCCCCCAACGAUUCAACGUGUGUUUGGUACCAACACCGUGAAACGCAUUCAGCUGAGUGACUCAACGACCGACACCCCCGUUGCUCUGAUGCCGAUGACCCACACUCAAGAUUUUGAGUUUCAAGUGUUCUGGAGACAUCCCAUUAUCUUUGCGCUUCGGCAAGACCAGAUUGGCCACCUUACACCAGACACCACGGCGGACUUGAUUGUGCAGAUGCUCGGGAUCGCUGCCUCCAACGCUGGCUCACAAACCAUUCACGACCACGAAGUUGCCCUCAGCACAUGUCUUCGAAUCGCCAAGCAGUUAAAUGUCGUCGAUCUGCGUCCUCUUCCGUCCAACUACUUCAUCCAGCAGAACGCUUUGCAAAAUGUGGCCGAGUGCUAUGCAAUUCCGCAGCCAUAGCCCGAGACGUCGUUCCAAUCAGACACUGCCAACAAGGAUCAUUUUGGUGGAAUUUGGAUCGCUAUCAUUCACAACGCAAACAACGUCCCAUGUCAAGCGGUGUGGAGUUGAAGUCGAUGGGAAAGGAACUCGAUGAGGUCCACAUGCGGCGAUGCCGCAAUGGGUGUGCAUUCUACGACAAAAAAUUAGUCGUGUCCAAAAUCCAACAUGUUUUGAACAGAA